This is a messenger RNA of Cryptomeria japonica (Japanese cedar), 3625 nucleotides long. Its product is annotated as pentatricopeptide repeat-containing protein At2g13600. The transcript has a single exon. The record is from RefSeq and is a predicted model, not a curated record. Gene Ontology annotation, biological process: RNA modification. Gene Ontology annotation, molecular function: RNA binding; protein binding. Bases 452 to 2734 code for a protein of 760 amino acids. Lineage: Eukaryota; Viridiplantae; Streptophyta; Pinopsida; Cupressales; Cupressaceae.
GAAGCAAGUGCUACCGUAAGAAGAAUUAAUAACAUGCCCACAUACAGAAGGGAAGAAAAGUUACAAAAGGAAAACCAUUGGAUUCAAAGCAAACAGUAAAGAAAAUGGACGCUCUGGGUGCUAAUUUGUAAGCAAUAGGGUUUGCGCAAUGCCGUUGAUGAUAAAUGGAAAAACAAAACCGAGCUUUAAGAUAACCAGCAAUGAUGAUGGAAAUUACAAGGCCAAGCCUCCUGCCAAGUUCAUUGAAAAAGAUGGAACUUAAAGCUUUCGAAAUUAGCCUGAAGGACAGAAAUUGUACAGAAGUUUUGAAUUCAACUGAAAUCCUCUUUUUCUUAUUCUUCGUUCUUCACUUUUACAAUGAGAUCCAUUUGCUAAUGUUUUUCUGGAUGAAUUUGUACACAAUCGAUCCAGCAAAACCCACUGUCUCCGUUUUGAAAAAUUUCGUUGUAAAAUGCUGUUCACUGCCAACCUUAAUAUCAGAGCACUCUGUAGAGAAGGGCAAUUGAUGGAGGCGCUACAUAUUCUCUCUUCUACACACAACCCAUCUGUAGACUGUUCUACAUAUCUCCAAGUAGUGCAUACCUGCAUUACAAAGAAAGCCUUUUCAGAGGGUAAGCUUGUCCACUCUUUCAUCAUUGACAGAGGACUGACAUUUACUGCAGCCACAUUUUUUCAAAACAAACUCAUCAAUAUGUAUGUCAAGUGCGGAAGUUUGAUGGAUGCUCGCAGAGUUUUCGACCACAUGAGAGAACCAGACGUUUUCUCGUGGAAUAUGAUGAUUUCAGCUUACAGAAGACGUGAGUUUCCUCAGGAAGCGUUAACCCUGUUUUGCCGAAUGCUACAAACAGCUACCAAGCCUGAUCAGUUCAUAUUUGCCAGCAUUCUUCCAGCUUGUGCUGAAUUGGGAGCUUUAGAACAGGGUAUGCAGAUACAUGAAAGGAUACUUGAAAGUGGGUUUUUAUUAGAUGUUGUAAUUGGGAGUACCCUCGUAGAUAUGUAUGCAAAAUGUGGAAGCAUACAGAAAGCAAGAGAAUUGUUUGACAAAAUGCCUCAACGAGAUGUUGUUUCAUGGAAUGGGAUGAUUACAGGAUAUGCACAAAAUGGUGUUCUUGACGAGGCUUUAAGGCUUUUCAAAAAUAUGCCUCAACCGAAUCUGGUGUCAUGGAAUGCAGUUAUUGGUGGGUAUGUACAAAAUGGGUUGAGUGAAGAGGCUUUGGAAAUUUUUAGGCAAAUGCAACAAACCGGGGUUGAACCUGAUCAUUUCACCUUUGCCAGCAUCCUAUCAGCCUGUGCCAAAAUGGGAUCUUUGAAAAAGGGUAUGGAGUUUCUUCGAAGUAUAAUCGAAAGUCGAUUUUCAUCCAAUGUUAUGGUUGUCAACGCCCUGUUAGACAUGUUCGGCAAAUGUGGAAGCAUGCAGAAGGCUCGCGAUUUGUUUGACAAAUUGCAUCAUCCAAAUGUGGUUUCAUGGACUGCAAUGAUUACGGGGUAUGCUCAAAAUGGUUUCCUUGAUGAGGCUCUGAAGUUUUUUGAAGAAAUGCCUGAGCCAAAUGUCGUCUCAUGGAACGCAAUCAUUGCAGGAUUUGCGCAGACUGGCUUCGUCGAAAAAGCUUUAGAGAUUUUUCAGCAAAUGCAACAAUCAAGCGUCCAAGCGGAUCAGUUCACAUUUGCUAGCGUUCUUCAAGCCUGUGCUAAAAUAGGAGCUAUGAAACAGGGUAUGGAGAUUCAUCAAAGAAUAGUUGAAAACGGGUUUCUGUCAAAUGCUGUAGUUGCAAAUGGCCUGAUAGAUAUGUACGCUAAAUGUGGGAACAUACAGAAGGCACACAAGUUGUUUGACAAAAUGCAUCAUCCAGAUAUGAUCUCAUGGACUGCGAUGAUUGCAGGAUGUGCACAAAGUGGUCUUCUUGACGAAGCCUCGAGGUUUUUCCAACAAAUGCCUCAGCCAAACGUUGUCGCAUGGAAUGCAAUCAUUGCUGGAUAUGCACAAAAUGGGCUUGUUGAAAAAGCCCUGCAGAAUCUCAAACAACUGCAACAAACAGGUGUCCGGCCUGAUCAGUUCACCUUUGCCAGCAUCCUACCAGCCUGUGCCAAAAUGGGAGCUUUGGAGCAGGGUAUGGAGCUCCAUCAAAGAAUAAUCAAAAGUGGGUUUUUGUCAAAUGUCAUCGUUGCAAAUGCCCUGAUAGACAUGUAUUCCAAAUGUGGAAGCAUACAGAUGUCACAUGAGUUGUUCAACAAAAUGGAUCAUCCAAAUGUGGUUUCGUGGACUGCGAUGAUUGCAGGAUAUGCAAUGCAGGGCUAUGGAAAGGAUGCCCUCAAACUCUUUACACUAAUGACUCACUCCGGAACCUACCCCGACCGUGUAAGCUUUGUGUGUGUUCUGUUUGCAUGCAGCCAUAUAGGCUUAGUGGAUGAGGGCUGUAAAUACUUCAGUGACAUGAGUGACUCUUACUCCAUUGUGCCUACAAUGGAUCAUUAUGUAUGCAUGGUUGACCUUCUUGGCCGUGCUGGCUAUCUUGAGGAAGCUCUAAAAUUUAUCAUCAAAAUACCAAUUAAACCGGAUGUGGUUAUGUGGAUGUGUUUGCUUGGUGCUUGUAGAUCACAUAAGAAUACAGAAUUAGGAGAGUUUUUGGCAACUCUUCUUUUUGAAUUGGAUCCAAAAAAAUGCUGCACCAUAAGUUCUUCUGUCAGACAUCUAUGCAGAAGUGGGAAAGUGGGGUCAACAUCAAAAGUUAAGUAGAUUGAUGAAAGAUAUAUGAAUUGGAAAAACACCUGGGUGUGAUUGGAUUGAAGAGAAUAAAGUGUACAUGGAUUUAUUGUAGGAGACAGACCACACCCACAAACUUGAGAUCUGUGCAAAUUUAAAGAAACUAUCCUGGAAAAUGAAAGCAGAAUGAUAGAUUCCAGUUUCAAGACAGACUGAAUGAAUAAUGUAGAGGAUGAAGAGAAGAUAUUAUUACUCUGCCAUCAUAGUGAGAAGUUGACAAUUGCUUACAAGGUUACUAUUGCAAGAAUCUUCCUUAUGUGUUGACUACCACCCUGCGACAAGCUUUAUUUUAUCUUCAGGAUUGUUGCAAAAACGAUUGCGAGAGAUUGAAUGAUAUCAAACUUGGUGGAUAACAAGGUGCAUGAUAUCACUCGCUUUGGCACUUAAGAAUGAAUCGUGUUUUACUCUUGGUUUCUAAGAUAUGUUGCUCUCAAUUGUUUGGAGAGAUUUGUCAAACUCGUGGUGUAGAAUACUAUGGAGGGGCCAUACCAUUGAGAUUGUUUUACAGGAAACAGCAGCCGCGGAAUGAAAAGCUUGAAGUCAUCGUAGAAGAAUGGUAGAUGCGGAAGAAUGAAAUGGGAGAUACGAGCUUAAUUACAAUCCAAUACUUGGACAUGGUGAGGAGAGCAUAUCUUGAUAAUUGUAUACUGCAACCUUCAUCAUGCUUAUUGUUUUUUUGUCUGGACUAACUGUAACAUCUCGUGCUUAUGUUAGCUCUAGCAUUCAGUUCUUCCAUCUGGGAUUAAAAUAUAUCUACCAAUCGAUUCAUACAAAUUUUUAAUUUCCCUUGUGGAUCAAUUGCUUUCUUGAAGAGCUAAUAUGCCUGUAUUAUGCAGAAAUGUUAUUUUGGAUUAAUUUUAUUUC